AUGUUAGCCGUUAUUAGUGUGAUUCUAUACAUCGACGAAGCACAGGGUAACAUUCCAUCACCACAUGUCAUCGUUUCGAAUAGACAGUUCGAUCAGCAGAGAGAAAUAGACAUGGAUAGGCUGUCAGAAAGAGUUGGUGCUGCUAUCUCUAAUCGCCAAGAGAGAUUCGGGAACCACUCGCUCCCUCGCCUUCCGUCGGGGAUUCAAGAGGAUUCGAGAUUGGAUGUUGCCUAUCUGCUGAGGGAUGCUGUGGACACGCACCUCCCAGGCUGCCAUAAGUCAUACUCUAGGAGAGUUGUAUUACACGACCCGGCUGACGAAAAAUCCGGAACGAGAUUCACGGAUAUCGCAAGAACCCUUCUGCAGGUAUGGGGAGACGCCCUUGUGCUAUGGGAGGUGGACGCCUUCCUGACGACGCCGCCGCCGCCCUUCUUCACCCUCAGGACCAAACACGUGCGGGCGGACAGGCAAUACUGCGUCGCCUUUGUUAUCCUGGCGAGUCUUCAGACUGUCGCAGAGGUGUUUGCAGAAGUACAGCAGACUUCCUGGUUCCUCGGGACAUCCAAAUACAUCUUGUCGUACACAGCUGAAGUCAUCACCAAGGAGACGUUGGCAGCUGAUCCAAUCCUCGGAACCAGCUACGACUUCGUGGUGGCGACCCGCACCCUCCUCGAAGACAGCGGCCUCCCCCCCUCCGAGGCCUUGGGAGAGGACGCCCCCAGCCUCUUCGCCCUCCUUCAGAACUGCCCCUACUGCGACGCCGGCAAUCCUCGGGUUAAUCUUGUGGAUAAGUGGAGUUCCAGCGAGGGGUUCCUGAGGGGACGCGAGCUCUAUCCCGAUCUGUUUCGGGACUUCAAUGGACAUAAAUUCCGUGCUGUGACCUUAGUCUACGAACCUUUUAGCUGCUACGAGAAAACUGACGACCUAAUUAUCCCAGCGGACAAUUGCGUCGACAAUAACAUGUUGAGGGAAAUCGCUAUAAACCUAAACUUCACCUACGUCUUCGUGGAACCAAGUGACGGCCAGUGGGGACAUCGCCUGGAUAAUGGGAGCUAUACAGGAGUGAUCGGGGCGGUGGAGCGAAGGGAAGCCGAUUUCUCCCUCAACAUCGCCAUCACACAGGACAGAGAAGAGAAGGUGGACUGUACCAUCGGCUACCACGUGGAACCGAUCACCUUUGCGACUUCGAAACCCCGGCCGUUAAACCAAGCGCUGGCUCUCAUUAGGCCGUUUGCCCCCAAUAUGUGGGCAGCCUUCAGCAUAACUCUGGUGGUGACAGGCCCUUUGUAUUUCCUGGUUUGCAAGUUCACCGUCGCCCCCUUCGAGAGAGUCACUCCUCCGACGUUAGUCAAGUCCUACUUGAUCAUCUUCGCGGCUUGCUUCAACCAAGGCGUAAAGUGGCUGCCCGUGUUCUCCAACCGCGUCUUCGGAAUAACGUACGUCAUAACAAUGUUCGUGACGGUCACUGUGUACGUUGCUAUGUUAACGGCAACGCUCACACUCCCGACACUCUCCCCGACACUUAACACUUUAGAGGAACUUGUGAGAUCCGAUUUCUCGUGGGGUAUACAGGACUUGGGCGCCGCAGACUACCAGCUCCUGAAAUCUUCGAAGGUCCCCCUCUACCAGAAAGUGUUCAGGGGCCUCAGUCCUUGUCCCUCGCUGGACGAAUGCAUCACGCUCGCCCGCGACUCGAAGUACGCUUUUAUAACGUGGCGGACUUAUCUGGAGGAUCGGAUAAAAUACAAAACAGCAACAGCCAAGAAUACCAGCUACCACACGUACCAAAAGCGACACAAAACAGACACAAAAUAUAAUCUGCAGUCAUCGUCAUUUCCAGGGAUACCAACAGCAACUCAGGCCAAGUUUACAUCUGCGACCGGUGAGAGGCAGCUGCACGUGGCUACCGGUAAUAUUUUCCCGGUAGAGCUGGGGUGGGCAAUGAACCCCGGUUGCCCUUAUCGCCAUGCGUUUAACAAGAAGAUCAGAGCACUGCUGCAAAGCGGUCUUAUCUCCAAGUGGCUGGCCGACCUGAUCCACGACCCACAACGCCGGGAGCUGGACGGGGAGGCUGGCGUCGUCGCAUCGGAGGGCAUCCAGCCUCUUAGUCUCAAUCAUCUCCAGGGCGUUUUCUUUCUCCUGGGCAUAGGGUUCAGCCUCUCGUGCAUCUCCUUUGCCUGUGAAACCACACUGUGUGCAAAGAAGAAAACGGGAAUAUAGAAAAUGGAAAUGUAGAAAACGGGAAUAUAGAAAA
Penaeus monodon (black tiger shrimp) is the source of this 2254-nucleotide messenger RNA. RefSeq lists its product as uncharacterized. Bases 1 to 2220 code for a protein of 739 amino acids. Gene Ontology annotation, molecular function: glutamate-gated receptor activity. The record is from RefSeq and is a predicted model, not a curated record. The transcript is spliced from 14 exons. Gene Ontology annotation, cellular component: membrane. NCBI's taxonomy places the organism in Eukaryota, Metazoa, Arthropoda, Malacostraca, Decapoda, Penaeidae.